This is a messenger RNA of Pectinophora gossypiella (pink bollworm), 2895 nucleotides long. RefSeq lists its product as uncharacterized. The transcript is spliced from 7 exons. Bases 52 to 924 code for a protein of 290 amino acids. Lineage: Eukaryota; Metazoa; Arthropoda; Insecta; Lepidoptera; Gelechiidae. Gene Ontology annotation, molecular function: protein binding. The record is from RefSeq and is a predicted model, not a curated record.
GCGGGCGGCGGCAGUCCGCGGCGCGCCGCGCCGGAGACAGCCCGCCGCGCCAUGAGGGCGCGCGCGCUGCUGCCACUGCUCGCGAUCCUCGCCACCGCCUCCAGGAGCCAUGCCGAGAAAAGCAAGUUCUAUUACAUGGACUCACUCUGCAAGGACCACUUCUUGCAGCGACAGUACCGCAAGUUGGACGGCGGCGUGCUGUGGUCGCGUAAUGAGCGCAACCUGGACUGCACGGUGACCUUCCAGACGCACAGCAUCCUCCAGAGGUUUAUGCUGCAUUUCGACCUACUGCAGCUCGACUGCAACGAUCACCUCUACGUGUAUGAUGGCGCGCAUGCCACUGCGCCGCCUAAGGCGGACCUCUCCUGCCGCAACACGAAGCAGCAAGUUGGUGCCCUCUUCACUCGCAGCAACUUCGUGACCCUCAAGUACGUCACAGACAACUGGGGCACCGACGCCAACGGGUUCAAACUCGUCAUCACUUCCGUUAAAGACCCCAAGCACGGAUGCAAGGAGUUCCGUUGCAAGCAGCGCGAGUUCUGCGUGAGCGCCGACCUGACGUGCGACGGCGUGGAUCACUGCGCAGACGGCUCCGAUGAGGACACCGCCUCGCUCUGCCCCGAGACGGGCGGCGGCGGCGCCGGCAACGCGUGGGUGGUGGUCGGCGCAGGCGCCGCCGCGCUGACGGCGCUCGUGGCGGGCGCGGCGCUGUGCUGCGCGUGCCGCCGCCGCGCCGCCAACCAGCGCACGCAUCUACACUUACAACAAAUGGCGAGUAGCAACGGCGCCGGCGCAUGCAAGCCGGCGCCUGGCUCGCCCAGCGGCAGCGAAACGAGACUGCCGGGAAACUGGGCGCACCCUGCGGGCCCGCGCGGGUACAGGGCGGCGCGCCCGGGCCGCCUCCGGGGGCGGGCGUCGCGCUGAGCGCCGCCCCGCACAAGGACGAGUGGUUCGUCUGAGGACGAGUGUUCGUCUGAGGCGGCCCGGUCGGGCCCGCAGGGGGGGGGGCGCCGUACCGGCCCCCGAUCUCCGUUCGCCGCCGCCAUAGCGCCCCGCCGCACCCGCCUUCAACGCAGCGCCACCGCACCACCCGCGCUUUGAGCGCCCCCGACGUACCCGCAACACAGGAUCACACACCUCGCCGUCUUUUACCCCAUCAAGCGUUACAUUAUUACAAUGACUGUGGAGUCAGUCACUGUCACUGUGCUCCUGUGCUCCGGCUUGCCUCUCAAACGGAGAACGCCGGCUCGAACCCCAAUGAGUUAUUAAUUUACCUUAAGUGCAGUUUUCACUAGCACAGUUGGCUCGACCAUUAUAAACGGCGAUACGGCUCACCUAUCACGUUGGUCUAACAGAAAGCUCGGAGAACUGUGGGUGCUUAGUUCAUCUUACGAUGGAUGUACCUUUGACUACCUUAUCGUGAGCUUAUGUUAUGUAUUCGAAUGACAGCAGGGCAGAAAUAUACCAUACAGCGGUUAGACAUAUCUCUCAUCUCUUUCGCACGCAAGUGUAUACUAUAUUUUUGUCCUGCUGUCAUCGCGCUGUCAUUGUAAUUAUGUUACGUUUAAUGAGGUUUAGCGACAAAGGCCGGUCGCACUUUUGACGCGUUUCCGUACGAAUUCGACUGUUGGCGUUCCUCUUUCACAAACAGUUAUGUAAGAGCUUAGGAAUAUGCUUUAUCAUAACUGGUUAUGAAACUUUUGUAACUCCGGUCAAAAUAAGCCUCGUCAAAAAAGAAAAGAAACUUUCGUAACGGACGUGGCUGAAGCACACUGGACCAACUUUGCACCCAGUGUACGUGAUAACAUUUCGAUUGGUCGGCAGGUUCGUACGACGCGCAAGUUGAAUUCGUAUGUAAAGUAGUAUAAACUGCCACCGGCCUAAAGCUAGGACGGCGUUCACUAGAUUGGGUCCAAAAACUUCAAACUUGGUAAUCGAUGUAACUCAAACCGAACUAUGCAGGAUUCCCCAAUAUACCUACACUAACUUCGAGAGGAAUAUGCGAAGUUUGAAACGUCAACAAACUGAAGAUUGAGUGAACUUUGGUGCCGCAAGAAACUCAUUAGACUGGUUCACAGAAUGGUUCAGACGUUAUUAAGUAUUUGGAAUAUGAAGCGUGGUACUCCGCGCUAAGAAUCAGGUUGCAAUAUCGAUGUGAAGGAUGUGUUCAUACUGAAGUAGACAAUAGUACCGACUUAAGUGGCGUCGACGUUGAAGAAGGUUCGCGGAACGGGGAUACACCGGUGAUACGAAUUAGUAAUAUCAUGAGACUCAGUGAUGUGUAUCACGUAGUAAUACUACAGUGAAUGCCCGCGACAAUCGCUUGUCGCGCGCAGAUCACGCGGGCGCGGGGCGGGCGUCGUUUCCGUGCGUUACAAUACUAGCCUAAUACGGUGUCGCACACGCGUGUCGCAAGAGACGCGUGUUCGACGUCGAUGUAACUUUUAUAAUAAUUUGUUAACGACGUCUUCAAUACAUAGCUCUAAUAGUGAAUAAGGAGGAAACGGCGGUCGCAGCGCCGCCCGCGCAUAGUUUUUCCACAAAUAUCAACUGUGACCUGCUACGCAUAUCGUGAAGUAUCUCGCGACGUAAUGUAUCAGUCGCGUCGCGGUAUAUGUCGCGGUGCGCUCGCGGCCGCGCGCGCUCUCGGCGCACAGUGCGCAUGCGCGGCAGCGACCGCACCCUGUAUUAUAAAGAAUCUAUCCGAACGUAUCUAUGUAUGUAAUACCUAAUUUUAGCGAAGGUUUUUUUAGGUGAAUUUUUACUCGUUUAGUGGAAGGCGCUCGCGCAGGCGUGCGCCACACGCGUGUCGUGGGUGUCCAGUUUUUGGUGUUACGAUAAACGCAAUGUAAAUUUAUCGAUAUGACAUUAAACAUUUUUGGCUUAUUGUUCGUA